AUGGGUGGGAAAAUUGAUAGGACUAUUAACAAUGGAACAUCGCCUCCCAUAUUCCGUAUAAAUGGUCAAAAUUUCCAUCGCAUUGGAAGUUUACUGCCGGCACUCGGCACUCAACCGAAAUUUGCACAAUUAUACAUUCACGAUACAGAGAAUGAGAUACAAAAUCGCUCCAACUCUUUCAGGACGGAAAGCAAUGGUUCUGCCGUGCAUCUUGAUGUAGUUCAUGACAUUAAGCAAGAGCUAGAUGACCACAAUGUUUUGGUUAAGUCAUUCCGAAUGACCAAGUCAUUUAUGCAAUCUAAUCCUACAAGUGAAAUUAGAAUGAGAUUAAUCGGGAAGAGGUCUAAAGAUGCCAGAACGUAUGCACUACCAACUGCUUCAGAGGUUGCUGCUCUCAUUGUUGGAGAUCUAGACCCUUGCAUGGGUGAACGUGAUAUCGUGGUCGAGUCUAGGUCUGGAAUGCUUAAAAGAAUUAAUGAAUUAAACCCAGCUUAUCUACCAUUGCAAUACCCAAUUUUAUUUCCAUAUGGGGAGGAUGGUUUCACGGAACAUAUACAUUUUGCCACACAUAGUAAUAAACAAAAUUUUGCAAGAAAGAGUGUUUCACAAAGAGAGUACUUUGCGUUCCGUAUACACGAAAGAUCAAAUGAGAUCUCAACUAUAUCGUACGCUAAAAGGUUAUUCCAACAAUUCUUGGUUGAUGCGUAUACUAUGGUUGAAUCUUCGAGGUUGCUAUACAUUCGGUCAAAUCAAAAAGCUUUAAGAUGUGAGGCGUACAAAGGUCUUUCUGAUGCAUUAACACGAGGUGAAGUGCAACCUAGCUCUCAAGGUAAAAGGAUAAUAUUACCUUCAAGUUUCACGGGAGGAGCAAGAUACAUGAUACAGAACUACCAAGAUGCCAUGGCAAUUUGCAGAUUUAUAGGUUAUCCAAACCUGUUUAUUACAUUUACAUGUAAUCCUAAAUGGCCGGAGGUUCAACGGUUUUUGGAGAAAAGAAAUUUGAAAGCUGAAGAUCGUCCGGACAUUGUUUGCCGAAUUUUCAAGAUGAAGCUAGAUUGCGUAAUAAAAGAAAUAAAAAAUGGGAAACUGUUUGGUCCUAUAAGGGCAGUAAUAUACACAAUUGAGUUUCAGAAACGGGGUCUUCCACAUGCUCACAUAUUAUUUUUCCUACAAUCGAGUUGCCUUGCCAAUCCUGCUUUUAUGGACACGAUCAUUUCGGCCGAGAUCCCAGAAAAGGUGAUAGACAUCGAGUAUUACAAAGCGGUCGAAGAAUUCAUGUUGCACGGCCCAUGUGGGGUUUCCAGGAGUAAUUCACCGUGCAUGGUAAAUGGCAAGUGCUCGAAGCAUUUUCCAAAGAGAUUUAUUGAUGCAUCCCAUUUUGACCAAGAUGGUUACCCGUUGUAUCGAAGAAGGGAUGAUAAGAGGACAAUUAAAAAAAAUGGAAUAGAGUUGGACAAUAGAUAUGUUGUACCACAUAAUCGGUACUUGCUAUUGAAAUACAAAGCACACAUCAAUGUAGAGUGGUGUAACCAAUCUAGGUCAAUCAAGUACUUAUUUAAGUAUGUCAACAAGGGUAACGACCGUGUAACGGCUGAGUUUUAUAAGACUACAAUGGAUGAAGCUGGUAAUGAGAUGGUUGAUGAAAUAAAUAUGUACUAUGAUUGCCGGUACAUAUCUGCAUGCGAGGCCGCAUGGCGGUUGUUUAGCUUUGAAGUCCAGUACAGGACUCCACCGGUUGAGCGACUAAGCUUUCACUUGCCCGACUGCCAAUCGGUUGUGUUCCAAGACGAUGAUACUAUUGAUCAUGUCCUGAAUAGAGAAACCGUUGGGCAAAACGAUGAUAAAGAAUACAUUGAUGCUAUAAAUGAAGCAAGCUACUGGUCAACUGCAUAUUCAUUAAGGAAGCUAUUUGUUGUCUUACUAACAUCCUCAUCAAUUAUUAGGCCGGAAAAUGUCUGGAAUCAGGUGUGGCAACAUUUGUCUGAAGAUGCUCAACACUAUCAAAGAAGAAUAUUAAAACAACCAGACUUGGUCUUAACAGAGGAAGAGAAAAAGAACUUUGCAUUGUUCGAAUUGGAAAACCUAUUGGGGCAUCAAAAUAAAUCUUUAAAAGACUAUCCUCCGAUGCCAAUACCAUGUACAGAUAAUUCAAGGUUGUUUCAAAAUAGGUUGAUAUUUGAAGAGUUAGCUUACAAUUGUGAGCAGUUGAAAGAAGAUGCGGAAGUGUUGUGUGCGAAAUUAACUGAAGAACAGAGUCUCAUCUAUGAUACGGUUAUACAAGACAUUGAGGAAGGUGGCCGUACUGCUCACUCGAGAUUUGCAAUACCUAUUGCAAUAAAUGAAGACUCAACCUGUAACAUUAAGCAAGGUAGCGAGCUGGCUGAAUUGUUGAUAAAGACGAGUUUGAUAAUAUGGGAUGAAGCUCCCAUGAUGCACAAACAUUGUUUUGAAGCAUUAGAUCGAACUAUGAGGGAUUUGUUGCGUUUUGUAGACCCGUGCAGUGAAAUGAAGACGUUUGGUGGUAAAACAGUUGUUUUGGGUGGAGAUUUCCGUCAAAUCGUACCGGUAGUUCCAAAAGGUACACGGCAAGAUAUUGUUUCUUCAGCCAUAAAUUCAUCGUACCUAUGGGAUAGUUGCAAAGUUUUAAGGUUGACACAAAACCUGAGACUAUGUUCGGUACCCAAUCCUGGAAAUCGGCAGGCCUUACAAGAAUUUGCCAAUUGGAUUGCUAAUGUCGGUGAUGGAAAGCUGGGUGGGCGGAAUGAUGGUUUCGCAGAGGUUGAAAUUCCAAAACACAUGUUACUGUCAGCUGGAGCGGAUGAUAUUAAAACAAUUGUUCACAGUACAUUUCCGAUGUUUGCAAAUGGAAACACUGACCCUGAGCAUCUAAUAGGUCGUGUUAUACUAGCACCAACGCUCGAUGUGGUCAACGCAGUGAAUGAAUAUAUGACUGAGUUGCAUAAUGCCGAGAGCAGAUCGUACUUUAGUUCAGAUGCAGUAUGCAAAGCCGAUGGGGACAACGGUAUAUUUGGAGAUAUACACACACCGGAAUUUCUAAACAGCAUUAGGGUUUCAGGUUUACCAAAUCAUGCAUUGACCUUGAAAAUAGGAUCCCCGAUAAUGUUAAUGAGAAACAUUGACCAUUCUCUUGGUUUGUGCAAUGGCACUCGGUUGAUAAUCACAAAGUUAGCAGACCAUGUUAUUGAAGGCGAGAUUCUGACUGGACCUAACAAAGGUACAAAAGUGUUGAUACCUCGAAUGUCAAUAUCACCCUCUGAUCCAAGAUUGCCUUUCAAAUUUCAACGAAGGCAAUUCCCAAUUAUGAUUUCAUAUGCAAUGACCAUUAACAAAAGUCAAGGACAAACGUUAACUCAUGUUGGUUUAAUACUAAAGAAACUGGUUUUUGUACACGGCCAGUUGUACGUUGCUGCGUCUCGGGUUAACAAUCCAGACGGUCUCAAAAUAUUGAUAGUCAAAGACCCAACUUCAACUACUACAUCAACCACUAAUGUUGUAUAUCAUGAGGUUUUCAAUAAUCUGUGGUUUUGUAUUUAUCCUUUUUUAUUAGUUCCGUGA
Messenger RNA from Ipomoea nil (Japanese morning glory), 3576 nucleotides. RefSeq lists its product as uncharacterized. The transcript is spliced from 6 exons. Bases 1 to 3576 code for a protein of 1191 amino acids. NCBI's taxonomy places the organism in Eukaryota, Viridiplantae, Streptophyta, Magnoliopsida, Solanales, Convolvulaceae. The record is from RefSeq and is a predicted model, not a curated record. Gene Ontology annotation, molecular function: DNA helicase activity. Gene Ontology annotation, biological process: telomere maintenance; DNA repair.